Seminavis robusta is the source of this 798-nucleotide messenger RNA. The record is from the annotation of a GenBank genome assembly. Lineage: Eukaryota; Bacillariophyta; Bacillariophyceae; Naviculales; Naviculaceae.
AUGGGGGCCAUAGAUUAUAGAAUGCUGCUGGACGCUGGAUCUAGGAAGAACAGUCGCACGUGGGAGGAUCUGAAAGCCGAGACGACUUUGCUCGCCAUCAUCAUUGUCCUGGUUGUGUUGAUCGUUGUCUUUUUCAUUCUCACUGUCCGCGAGUACCUUUGGGCGUUUCACGGAAUCAGCUGCUGUUGUCGUCAUGAGCCGCAUCAUCGUCCUCGAGCCCGCCGUGAUGGAAUGGAUGUUCCAGGUAAUACCACGUCUGUUGGAGACACAACGAGUUCAUCAUCGGAGUACGACUCGAUGAGCCUACGAGAACGUAAAAUGCUUCGUCGCAGUUGGUACGAGUACUCCCUCGCAAAGUAUACGCAGGUGGUGGCCGAAAAAGAUCUCGUCAAAGCUGAAACAGAGGAGAAUGUCGACGAAGAGCAAAGUGUGGUGGACCUCGAGUUGUCACCAGUGCCCACGUUGAUCUCGGUGGUGUGCAACGACGGUACAGUCAAAAUCGUUGAUCGCUGCUGUUCCAUCUGCCUCGGAGAGUUCGAAGUUGAUGAAACGAUAGUGAGAUCUCCUCUCGAUGAAUGCCCCCAUAGGUUCCACCUUGAAUGCCUUCUUGCUUGGCUUGAGAAGGGAAAGAAACGGUGCCCGAAUUGCAGGCACUGGUUUGUCCCGGCGCUCAAGGUAGCGGAUCAAAUUCAUGCAGAGUUUGGUGAUAGCAGCACGUCAACAACAGCUACUGGUUCGUCGGCGAACCUGGGCGAUGUUGAAUCUGACAAUGCCUCGACAGCCGUGACAAACGCUUGA